UUAGAUAUUUCAACGUUUUCUCCUUCCAUUUUUCUUCUAUAUAUAUUUCUUCCUUCGUUUCUCUACAAAUAUAUAGUACAUAACACAAACGUUAAUCAAGAGGGGAAUUGUCUCAACUCAACUCUCACCAUGAGAACCAUUUGCUUCCUAAACCCUCCCCCUCCUACUUCAAACGCUUCUCUCAUCCCCUCAAAGCCACCUCAACUUGUUUCAUCGGUGACCAAAACCGAAGGAUGUUGGAGAAGGCAAUGCGUUGCGAUGGGAGUGGCAUGCACCAUAAUUGGACUAGAAAUGUGCAAUUCACUCGCACUUGCCCAUCAAGCCCUUCAAAUCACCACCAUGCCAAAGGCUAAUGAAACACUAUCAAAUACUAAUAAUUCUUAUGGUGCCACCCAAUGGAGCCAGAAAAGAACGUGCCCUUCUUGGCGUGGCAGCUCCCUAGAAACCAUCGUGCCGGAGAACCUCCCCCGCCCCUCGGCACGCCGGAGAUACCAGGCUGUCGGGUCCACCUCCAAGACGGCGCCGCCGCUCUCCGCCGCCGCCAAACUUGAAGGCAAAAAGGGGAGUUGCUUCUCCAUGUGAAAAAUGAAAUACUUGUACAUAACUAAUUAUUAUUGUCAAUUGCUUCCCCUUUCACACAAAUUGAUAUUCAUGUCAUAUUCAAAUGUUACAUUUUUAUUUCUUUUCAUUCACGAAAACUCCAAAAAUAUCUAACAAAUAAUUCAUUGUAUGUAAUAGUAGUACUCGAUUGGAUUUAUGCA
Cajanus cajan (pigeon pea) is the source of this 761-nucleotide messenger RNA. Its product is annotated as histone deacetylase-like protein. Lineage: Eukaryota; Viridiplantae; Streptophyta; Magnoliopsida; Fabales; Fabaceae. The record is from RefSeq and is a predicted model, not a curated record.